AGUGACGUAGGCAGGGGCGGGGCCUCGGACUUGACUUGUGCACGGCCACAUCCAGUAGUCACUUCCUUCUGGCUUUUUACGUCGCUGCUGCAGUUAGGGGCCGCUGCUGACAACGUGAGCUAAUAUGGGGAACCGAGUGGGCCGAGAGGACUAUGAAUGGGUCUACACGGACCAGCCGCACGCCGACAGGAGGAAGGAGAUUCUGGCUAAACAUCCAGAAAUCAAGUCAUUGAUGGGUCCAGACAGGAGGCUGAAAUGGAUUGUGUGCACGAUGGUUGUGAUACAGUUCUUAGCUUUCUACCUGGUCAAGGACUUGGACUGGAAGUGGGUUUUGUUUUGGACAUAUGCGUUUGGCAGCUGUAUCAACCACUCCAUGACCCUUGCCAUUCACGAGAUCUCGCACAAUACUGCCUUUGGAAACAACAAAGCCUUGUGGAACCGCUACUUUGCCAUGUUUGCCAACCUGCCCAUCGGCUUGCCUUACUCUGCCUCCUUCAAACGCUACCACCUGGACCACCACCGCUACUUGGGGGGAGACGGCAUUGAUGUAGACAUCCCAACAGAGUUUGAGGGCUGGUUCUUCUGUACACGCUUUCGCAAAUUUAUCUGGAUUAUUCUGCAGCCGUUGUUCUAUGCCAUCCGGCCCCUCUGCAUCAACCCCAAGCCAUUCAGCCAGCUGGAGUUGACAAAUGUGGCAGUCCAGCUCACAUUUAACUUCCUGCUGUACUGGAUGUGGGGUGCAAAACCUGUGGUCUACAUGCUAGCUGGCUCCAUGCUGGGAAUGGGCCUGCAUCCCAUCUCUGGCCACUUUAUUGCUGAGCACUAUAUGUUCCUCAAGGGCCACGAAACCUACUCGUACUACGGCUGCCUCAACCUCCUCACCUUCAACGUGGGCUACCACAAUGAGCACCAUGACUUCCCCAGCAUCCCCGGACGGAGGCUUCCUUUGGUAAAGGAAAUGGCGCCAGAGUACUAUGAUGAAUUGCCUCAGUACACAUCUUGGGUGAGGGUCCUUUAUGACUUCAUCAUGGAUGACACGCUGAGCCCUUACUCUCGGGUCAAGAGGAAGUUAAAGGGGGAUGUCAAACAGGAGUAACAUCUCUGAGAGCUUCUCCAGACCAAAGCUGCAGUAACCACAUGACUGAGGCCUUCUCCCAUUUCUGAACUUCUAACCCUUUUUACAUAUAUUCUGCUCCCAGAGUCCAGGUGAAUGUUGUUGUUGUUUUUCACAGAUGGCGACAAAGAAAGAAAGAACAGACAGGUUGUGUUGAAGUGAGAUUAAAAACGUUUGUUACUGAGAUAUUUACUUGGACUUGAUGCAAGAUGACCGGACCUGUGCUCAGAAACAUUUGUUCUCUUAAAGACCAUGGAGGUUUCUUUUGGCAGUGGGGUUGUGUUAAGUACUAAUACGUGGCUGACAUCUGAGCUGCAUUGGACUGGAUGUGUGCUUUUUUUUUUUUUUUUAUUCUGAUCAAGCUAAAGGGGAAAUUGUUAUAGUUAAAUCACUGACACUUUAAACCUUGAGGAAACAUCUGUCCGUGUCUGCCCUUCAAGGGUUUGUGUUGAUUCUAUUUUUGGCAAUUGAUUUGGACAUAGCUUAGCUUCUUUUCUAAUUAGUCAUAACAGCAUUGCUGCGGUUCUACUAGCUCUAAUUGGACAGCUGGAGAAACGUAUAAAAAGCUGCCGGACCAGUGGUUGCUGUGGUGAUUUCCAUCUCUUCUGGAUAUACAGCAACAAAGAAUGGAAAUUGAGCUUAAGGCAAAAUUUGUAAUGUACAUAAGGUCCGGAACCACAGAUGAGCAAAUGUUGCAUGGCAUCUGUGGUGUUAAUCGUGUAGGAGAUAAGGCAGGUCAAUGAGGCUCUGCCACACUAUCUAGGUGAAUAGAUCUGUAAACGUUAAACUGCAGCUGUAAAAACACUAUAAACCAAUAAUGCUGAUUCAGUCAGCUGAAGUCCAACCGUCUGUAAGUUUCUAAAGAAUAGCUGACCUGUUGAUUCCCAAGGAAGCCUGAGUGUUUUUACCUCUGGGUUCUCUGAAAUCAGCGGUGGCUGGGUUAACAAACCCCAACACAUAAAGGAACCAAAAGCCCCCCCCCCCUCCCCCUCCCCAAGAUUAGUAAUAAGAAACAGAAGUGCCACAUUCAAACAUGGUUCAUCGUCUCCAACCAGUCAGGAGUGGCUCAGCUGUCUCCUUGGCCACUUGGUUCUGUGUACCAGACCCACAGACAUUUCUUGGUUUGAACUCGAUCAGAAAUGUUUAAGGUCCACUAACAGAUCAUUAAAAACUAGAUAUUGGCCCACAUCCCACAACCCCACUUGUGAAAAGUACCACAUGCAGCGUGCUCCAGGCUCUCAUAAAGCUGUUAGAACAGUAGAACAUUUUAAAUGAAUAAAAUUGGCAAUUAUGAAGGGUUUGACCAGAUUCAAAUCCUAAUAGGUCCGGAAACAUCUUGAUGAUGUUGUUGAAAACUCUUAAAUGUUAGAAAAAAAUCUCACCACUGAACUAGAAGGUUUUCUUUAAGACUUUGCUUUAGUGCUGAGUCAGCUGAUCUAUGCUAACCCUGGCUGCAAACAUUAAGGCCUCAGCGAAGCAUCUUCCUGGUGUCCAAAGGUCCGUGUGUCUGUGAUAAAGGACGGGUCUAUGGGUUUGCACUGCACCGAUGAUGCCCUAGGAGUUCCAGAUGUUAUCUGACAAAGGUCUUCAGGUGGGUGGCUCCAGUUCCAGCAAACAAAGCAUUCCACAAAUUCAUUUCAUGCGUCUAGGCGUACUCCGGGGUGAUGGCCUAUAGGUCCGGAAGCAUGCUCUGUAUGCGUGAGAUUUGCUGUGAAACCUCCUGAAGUGCACCGCUGCUUUGUGCAGCUUCUAGAAGCCUUUGCCACGCAACCCAAGUGGCUGACUUCCAGGCCGCCUUGUCCACUCUGUAUCGAGCUGCUCGGAUGAAGCAACCAAAUGUCCUUUAGUCUAGGUCACAAAUGUCUAGCACAAAGCAUCGUUGUUGCUAUGUUGAAGUGGGUGGGAUGUGUGCAUAUGAACUGAGGUUACUGCGAUGUAUUGCUGUCACUGGAAUCUUUGCCUGUUGCACAUGAUAUCUCUUUUAACAUUAUUUUUAACUUUUCUCCUAAAGCUAUAGCUACUAAUGUCUUGUUCUGUGGUUUCUGUUCAAAGCUGUGGGAUUUAGUGAAGCUGAUGCCUGAUCUUAUGUUGUUGGUGCUCUGCUUGCUCAGUUCAUUGAUUUCACGUUCAGUAUUGUGAUUUUUUAAUCCAAAGCAAUAAAACAAAUGCUAAUUUUCCUACAGUGGAAAUGGCUUCUCAGUUCAUUUGUUCCUGCAUAAUACCAAGGCCCGUUUUCACAAAUUCAAGACUAGUGAAAGUGAGAGAGCGACUCUGAGUAAGGAGACGACAGAAAUGUUCAUCUUAGUGAGGUGGUAGGCGAUGCAUCACACCAGCAAACUUGUAGAUGGUCAUUUAGGCUCUGGAUACUGACAUCAUCUACAGCACAGUAAAUACUUUCUCACCUCUUACAGCAUAUCUUGAGUUUGUAGAAUUUUUUUUGCAACCUUUUCUGAUUAUCCUAAAAUGUUUUGAGAGGAUUGUAGUCUGUAAAUAAUAUAAAAAAUCUGUACUAUAUUGUUUUUACAUUUCUCCACUUUUUAUUAAUUGAAUAUUUUUAUUUAUCAAUUAAAUUGCAUCACUAGCGCCGCACCUUUAACCCAUCAGGCCUCUAAAACAAAUUUAUUUUCCCUUACAGGGAUGAUAAAGUCUUUUAACUAAUAGCUGCUGUGUGCAUUUGUAUUCAAUUGCUUUCUUUAAUAAAAUCCAGUGAAACCUU
Fundulus heteroclitus (mummichog) is the source of this 3830-nucleotide messenger RNA. It is a transcript of the gene degs1, whose product is annotated as delta(4)-desaturase, sphingolipid 1. Bases 125 to 1096 code for a protein of 323 amino acids. Lineage: Eukaryota; Metazoa; Chordata; Actinopteri; Cyprinodontiformes; Fundulidae. Gene Ontology annotation, cellular component: membrane. Gene Ontology annotation, molecular function: sphingolipid delta-4 desaturase activity. Gene Ontology annotation, biological process: ceramide biosynthetic process. The record is from RefSeq and is a predicted model, not a curated record. The transcript has 3 exons.